Molecule: messenger RNA, 1285 nt
Organism: Candoia aspera
Lineage: Eukaryota; Metazoa; Chordata; Lepidosauria; Squamata; Candoiidae
Gene: ORMDL3
Product: ORMDL sphingolipid biosynthesis regulator 3
Exons: 7
Coding region: 444-905 (153 amino acids)
Biological process (GO): sphingolipid biosynthetic process; ceramide metabolic process; intracellular sphingolipid homeostasis
Cellular component (GO): endoplasmic reticulum membrane
Source: RefSeq, a predicted model, not a curated record
UGCAUUGGAGAGGAGGUACUGCGAAAGCUCAUUGCUGUGUUGUCAGCUCUUGGGAAGAGGAGGUCAAGCUGCGUGGGUCUUUCUCUCUCUCGAAAGACCCCCUGCUCUUCCAGGCGACCGACAUCAGAGGGAGACGAGGAAGGCCUUCCUUCCGUGUGCAUUGGAAAGUAAGCAGCACGGUGAGGGAAGGGAGCGGAGAACUGGACCCGCCUGCUUCCAGCGAAAAGUGCUCCAGAUGGAAAGGGUCACAUAAAUCAAUAGUUAUGUGUAUGUGUGCCUAUUGACUCAUAUUACACCCACCUGGAAUCCCAACAUGACCCCUGUGGCUGGCUGGGGAAUUCUGUCCACACAGCUUGAACUUGCCAAGAACUGUUGCUGUCACGUCUGGUUCUGACGUAAUAUAUCUGUCCUGCCCUGCUGGAGAGGGCUGCUGAGCUGGAGAGAUGAAUGUGGGCACGGCUCAUAGUGAAGUGAACCCAAAUACCCGAGUCAUGAACAGCCGUGGCAUCUGGCUCUCCUACGUCUUGGGAAUUGGCCUUCUGCAUGUGAUCUUGCUCAGCAUUCCUUUCUUCAGUGUCCCUGUAGUCUGGACUCUAACCAACCUUAUUCACAACAUGAGUAUGUACAUUUUCUUACACACUGUGAAAGGAACACCAUUUGAGACCCCCGAUCAGGGGAAGGCCCGGCUGCUUACUCACUGGGAACAGAUGGACUACGGAGUGCAGUUCACAGCUUCUCGCAAGUUCCUGACUAUCACACCAAUUGUACUUUAUUUCCUUACCAGUUUCUACACAAAAUACGACCGGGUACAUUUCAUCAUCAACACCAUCUCUCUGAUGAGCGUCUUGAUCCCCAAGUUGCCCCAGCUGCAUGGCGUCCGUAUCUUUGGAAUCAACAAGUACUGAGUUCGGGUGGGGGGGUCUUUUCUCUCCCCUCCCCAUUUUUCCAGCGAGCUAUGAGACACCAGAGUGAGAACCCCACUUUCUUUGCUCUGGCUGCACCUGCAGGCUAGGAGUGCAGGACAGCUCUUCUCUUCAAUGGGCACAUCUUGCACAGGAUUGCAAAAACCAGCGAAACAUAACCAGCUCUGAGCUUUCAAAGAGACAAGAGGAAGCUGAAACUUACUAUAAUUACUCUUGUCGUUAUUCCUUCUUCUUGAGAAUCUGAAAAUAGAUGCAGGCAACACUGCAAUGUAGAAGGUACUCACCAUUUGUUCUCUGGUAGGAAUGAAUUCUGGCUCAGAAAGUUAAACAAUAAAAGCCUGAUUCAAGGUGACAUUGAUUUA